This is a messenger RNA of Oryzias latipes (Japanese medaka), 2447 nucleotides long. Its product is annotated as double-stranded RNA-specific editase 1. Gene Ontology annotation, cellular component: cytoplasm; nucleolus. Gene Ontology annotation, biological process: adenosine to inosine editing; RNA processing. Lineage: Eukaryota; Metazoa; Chordata; Actinopteri; Beloniformes; Adrianichthyidae. Gene Ontology annotation, molecular function: double-stranded RNA binding; double-stranded RNA adenosine deaminase activity; tRNA-specific adenosine deaminase activity. The record is from RefSeq and is a predicted model, not a curated record.
GUUCAGCGAUUUUUGACUAGUUUUGUUGCUAGUCUGUUGCGCGCACGUGCCGCCGGCUCCUCCAAUCAGCUAAACCCGCCGCCGCGCGCCUGUCCGACCCUUAUUGCCACGAUCAGUGAGCGCAGCUGGCUGGUCUCGUUCCGAGUGUACCUGUCGUCUGCAAACGGCAGAGUUCGGCCUGACUGGGGGUCCUGGGUCAGCAGAACCAGCUGGAAGCCAGAAUUAAGGUGUCCUCAGCGGGGGGCAGACACUCGACCAGGAGGAGCGAUGAGUUCCUACAUCCCCUACAUCAAAGAAGAACCCCUUACAAAGCAGGAAGCCGCAGCUCCUGCUGCUCUGCUCCCAACGGGGAUGAAACGACCUUUGGAGGAGGGCAACAGAGGCCACGCCCACUAUUACAAACCCAGGAGGAAGCGCCAGCGGCUCUCUCUGCCUAAGAACGCCCUGGAGCAGCUGAACGAACUCCGGCCGGGCCUGCAGUACACGCUGCUGAGGCAAAGCGGGCCGGUCCAUGCGCCGCUCUUCGUCAUGCAGGUGGAGGUCGACGGGCGGUUUUUCCAGGGGGCGGGUCUUACCAAGAAGAAGGCCAAGCUGAGCGCGGCGGAGCAGGCUCUGCAGUCCCUGCUGCAGGUCUGCAGCACGGCUCAAGCACCCAGACGCCUGUCUGUCCCCACAGACUUUACAUCUGACCCGUCAGAUAUUCCCAGCAUCCUCUCCAAGGCCUCUGAGUUGUCCGGCCCAAACGACGACCUUUCCGACCCGGGCCUGCAGACACCUCCUAUUUCCUCCAGCCCCAAGAAUUCGGUCAUGCUGCUCAACAAGAUGCGCCCCGGCCUCAUGUACCUGGUCUCUAAAAUCAGGGAGGGCCACACCCUGAAGUUUGUGGUGUCCUUGACGGUCGACGCCCAGACGUUUCAGGGUUCUGGCAGGAACAAACGGCUGGCCAAAGCCCGGGCGGCGCAGGCUGCUCUGCGGGCGCUCUUCAACCUGCAGCCCGAGCGGGAACCGUCCCGAGAGCCCGUACCCCGGGAGGGGCCGCAGCUCCACCUGCCACAGGUCCUGGCAGACAGCGUCUCUCGCCUGAUUCUCCAAAAGUUCAGCCAGCUGUCUUACAACUGCAAGUGUCCACAUGCUAAGCGGAAAGCCCUCGCAGGCGUUGUCAUGACAACGGAUGAAGGGGUGGAGCAGGCGAGGGUCAUCUGCAUAUCAACGGGGACACAGUGCAUCGAUGGAGAACACCUGAGCGAGGACGGUUUGACUGUCAACGACUGCCACGCCGAGGUGGUCGCCCGCCGCUGCCUGGUCCGCUUCCUGUACUCCCAGCUGGAGCUUUUCCUGAGUGAGGAUGAGGAGCACCACCAGCAGUCCAUCUUCAGAAGAGGCGAGUGUGGGCGAGGCUUCAGGCUGAAGGACAAAGUUCAGUUCCACCUGUACGUCAGCGCUUCCCCUUGCGGGGACGCCUGCAUUUUCUCCCCCCACGACACGGGGGUGGAGGGUUCGGGCGACGAACCCCUGAGCAGAAGGACCCGUGGGGUUCUGCGCACCAAAGUCCAGACUGGGGAAGGGACCGUCCCAGUUCCCUGGAAGGAACCCCUCCAGACUUGGGAUGCGCUUCGACGGGGGGACAGGCUGCUCACCAUGUCCUGCAGCGACAAAAUGGCCAGGUGGAACGUGUUGGGGUUCCAGGGCUCCCUGAUGAGCUACUUCACCGAGCCGCUGUACUUCUCCAGCAUCAUCGUGGGCAGCCUGUACCAUGCUGCGCACAUGUCCAGGGCCAUGUACGGCAGGAUCGGUCCGUUGGAGGGCCUGCCGCCAGGUUUCUGCCUCAACCGGCCGCUGCUCAGCGGAAUAAGUAACCCAGAGGCCCGGCAGCCCGCAAGAGCUCCACCCUUCAGCGAGAACUGGACUGCAGGUGACGACGAUGUGGAGGUGAUUGACUCCACCACGGGGAAAGAAGAAAUGGGUGGACCGUCAAGACUCUGCAAACGCGCCUUUUACUGCCGCUGGAUGCAGCUGCACAGCAGGCUGUCCUCCUUCCUGCGGGUCUCAGCCCCGCCGCCCAGCAGCUACCACCAGGCUAAGCGGGCGGCCGAGGAGUACUGCUCCGCCAAGCACACGCUCUACAGAGCUUUGGCUGACGCUGGACUGGGCAUCUGGGUCAAGAAGCCCGCAGAGCAGGACCGGUUCUCCCUGAGCAGCUCCUGACUCCUUUCAGAUGAGCUUCCUGGUUGCCAUGGAGACGGGACUGGCAGCAGACCCAGCAGUCCAAAAAUGGAUAUCCUCAGUUUUACCUUGUUUCUGACUGACAUGUGCAAAGUCUUCUGGCUGACGCAACAGCGCCACCUGCAGGAGGGGAGCCCUCGUACAUGGAAAUCAUUCAGACCAUUUGUUUAUUAGGAGGAAAAAAGAAUUAAAUGUUUGAUCUUUUUUAUGUUCUGUUAAGCUUU